This is a messenger RNA of Anopheles cruzii, 1386 nucleotides long. Its product is annotated as fibrinogen-like protein 1. The coding region runs from base 1 to 1386 and encodes 461 amino acids. NCBI's taxonomy places the organism in Eukaryota, Metazoa, Arthropoda, Insecta, Diptera, Culicidae. The record is from RefSeq and is a predicted model, not a curated record. The transcript is spliced from 3 exons.
AUGAGGAACCUUUUGAUGCUGUUGUCGCUGACACUAGCGCUGGUAACGGUUCACUCGAGCACAGACACUGAAGAUCAAGUACCAGAGGACAUCGUUGAAGAGAUUAAAGCCAGCGACGACGAUAAGUCUGCCGACGAUGGCGACGACGUGCGGCGGUACAACUAUUACAACGUAGUGCACGGACACCAUCAUCCGGAGUCGAGUGAUCACCAGUACCGGCCGGCGAACUACGCGCCCCAGAAAAUAGGCUACGGUGGUGGUGGCUACGGUGCUGGUGGCUACGGCGGCGGUGGUGGUGGCUACAGUGGAGGUUACGGCAGUGGAUACGAUGACUAUCCAACGCCCCCGCCGACCAAGCCUGAUACCGACUACGACUUCCCCAAGCCGAAGCCUCCACCGAAGUGCAACUGUCAGGACAUAAUCGAUCAGAUCGACGAUCUGGACGAGAAAAUUAUCAAGUCCCUGUUGGAUCUCGAAAUCAAGGCCGACAGCAUCCAGACCGAUGUCGCUGCCAUUCACAUGGAAACUGAGAAUGUCGCCUUCGUGUCGUCCCAGACGCAGCUCGUUGCCAACGCAGUUGAGAACCAACUCAGCAUCGUCCGCCAGAAUCUGACCAUUAUCGAGUCCGAUGUCAAUGAAUUAACACAAUUCCAGCAAAACAUCCCGGACAAGACCUAUUUGACCGAAGCACUGUUUGGGUUGAAAUGUAGCUACGAGCGCAAGAUCAAGAAGGGCGACGACAAAAUCUACGCUUCCUGCGAUGAUCCCAACAUUAAGAAAACCGGCAGCUACUGGAUCAAGGCCAACUUUUUCAAGCCCGUCAAAGUGAUCUGCGUGCUGGACUUUGGCGGCCGAUGGAUGGUGAUUCAGAACCGUUUCGACGGUAGCGUCGACUUCUACCGUCCGUGGAGGGAGUACAAGUUUGGUUUCGGCAACAAUGACGGCGGCGAAUACUGGCUGGGUCUGGAGCGCAUCCAUCAACUGACAAGCAGAAGCAGCUACGAACUGAUGAUUAUUCUGGAAGACUUCGAUAGGAACCUUACCUACGCGAAGUGGGAGCAGUUCGCUGUUGCAGAUGAGAAUAACCAGUAUAAGAUUCUAAAGUUGAAAGGAUUCCAGGGCACCGCAGGAGACUCGUUUGAAGCCGAGGGCAUGCGCUUCUCGACCUACGACUACGAUAACGACAAGUUCGAUCAGAACUGUGCCGCCAUUACACACGGUGCCUGGUGGUACAAAUCUUGUGGUGAAAGCAAUCUGAAUGGUCUCUACCUGAGCGGAUACACUCUCGAAAAGACGGGCAUCUACUGGAACACAUUCCGUGGUUACAGCUAUAGCUUGAAGAAAACGCGAAUGAUGAUCCGCCGCAGAGAGGGCAGUGGAUACUGA